AUGUCUGCCACAACAGUUUACGUCAAGAACAUCGCCGGUACCACGGAUGACAAGGAGAUCCGUGACUUCUUCAGCUUCUGCGGCAAGAUCACCAGCCUCGACGUCAAGGCUGAGGGCGAGACCAAGUCCGCGACCGUCACCUUCGAGAAGGAGACCGCCGCCAAGACCGCCCUCCUUCUGAACAACACCCAGCUUGGCUCAACCCACAUCUCCGUCGAGUCUGCGACCGGCUCGUCCCCUGAGGAUGCUGAUAACCACACCACCAAUGCCGAGCGGGAUUCCGACGAGAUCACACAAGAGGAGAAGCCCCGGGCGCGGAUUGUUGCCGAGUACCUCGCACACGGCUACGUCGUUGGUGAUGCUGCGAUCCAGCGAGCGAUCGAGCUUGACCACACACAUGGCGUCUCGAGUCGAUUCCUGAACACUCUGACUGGUCUCGACAAGAAGUACCACGCCACCGACCGGGCUGUGACCGCUGAUCAGAACUAUGGCAUUACCCAGCGGGCAAACACGCUCUGGUCUGGUUUCAACUCAUACUUCGAGAAGGCUACCAACACCCCCACCGGCAAGAAGCUCGUCGACUUCUAUACACAAAGCCAGAAGCAGGUCACAGACAUUCAUACCGAGGCCCGCCGUCUUGCCGAUCUCAAGAAGAACGAGCACGGUGGCUCUGCGUACAAGGCUUCCGGUCUGGAGCGCGUGUUUGGUGCUGAGAAGCCUAAGAGCGAAGCUCCCUCCUCCGGCCCAGGUGCUCCCGCCGCUCCUGGUGCUGCCACCACGACGGAGACGACUCAGCCCGUAAAGCCUGCUGAGGGUGGUAUUGGCCUUCAAGAGUCUGCUACGAUUCCCCCGCCUGAGAAGUCCGGUUAG
Messenger RNA from Diaporthe amygdali, 870 nucleotides. Its product is annotated as rna recognition domain-containing protein. The transcript is spliced from 3 exons. The coding region runs from base 1 to 870 and encodes 289 amino acids. Gene Ontology annotation, molecular function: RNA binding. Lineage: Eukaryota; Fungi; Ascomycota; Sordariomycetes; Diaporthales; Diaporthaceae. The record is from RefSeq and is a predicted model, not a curated record.